Arachis stenosperma is the source of this 1500-nucleotide messenger RNA. RefSeq lists its product as uncharacterized. Gene Ontology annotation, molecular function: protein dimerization activity. Bases 1 to 1500 code for a protein of 499 amino acids. Lineage: Eukaryota; Viridiplantae; Streptophyta; Magnoliopsida; Fabales; Fabaceae. The transcript has 3 exons. The record is from RefSeq and is a predicted model, not a curated record.
AUGGCUCAAUCUAAGCAUAUAGACAAAGUUCUUGAUAGGCAUAGUGAUGAAACUAUUGCAAAUAACUGUUUAAGAUUGAAGACAUUUAUUAAUGCUAUUCGAUGGCUUGCAUUUCAAGCAUGUGCAAUUAGAGGCGAUGAUGAAAGUCCUGGAUCUUUGAAUAGGAAAACUUUUAUUGAGUUAAUUAAGCUUUUAGCUUCCUGUAAUCAGAAUGUUAAUAAUGUCCUUGAAAAUGCUCCUGAAAAUGCUCAAUAUAUAUCUCCCGGUGUUCAAAAAGAUAUAUUGCAUAUCUUUGCUAGAAAAGUGCGUGCAAUAAUUCGAGAAGAAAUUGGUGAUUCUAAAUUUUGUAUAAUUAUUGAUGAAGCAAGAGAUGAGUCAAAGCGAGAACAAAUGUCUAUGGUUUUGAGAUUUGUAGACAAGCACGGUUGUGUUCAAGAAAGAUUUUUUGAUCUUAUAAAUGUUUCUGAUACAUAUUCUUUGACAUUGAAAACUGAAAUUUCAUCAGUUCUUUUUCGUCAUAAUCUUGAUGUCCAAAAUCUUAGGGGACAAGGGUACGAUGGAGCUAGUAAUAUGCAUGGUGAAUGGAAUGGAUUGCAAGCUCUAUUUUUGAAAGAUUGCCCUUUUACUUAUUACAUUCACUGUCUUGCUCAUCAAUUACAAUUAGCACUUGUUUUUGCAGCCAAAGAAGUUUGUUAUGUUCAUCAAUUCUUUUCAAAACUUACACUAAUUGUGAAAGUUGUGACUGUUUCUCCUAAACGUCAUGAUCAUUUAAGGAUUGCUCAAGCAAAUAAUGUUGCAAACUUAAUUGCCAAUGAUAAAAUUUAUGACAGCUUGUUAUGCAUGUUCGAUGCUACUUGUGAAGUUCUUGAAAAAAGCACCGAAGAAGGUAAUUUCUCCACUCAUGGUGAUGCUAGUGCUGCUUAUGAUGCUAUCACAUCUUUUGAAUUUGUCUUUGUUUUGUAUUUGAUGAGAAAUAUUUUGGAAUUUAAUGGAAGAUUCAAUGAUAAUAUAGUGGAAUUACUUACUUUAAGUUCAACUUUAGAUCUCAAAGAUAAUUAUAAGUUCUUCAAUGUCAACAAAGUAUGUGAAUUAGUAGAACGGUUUUAUCCAGGUGACUUCAGUGACCAAGAGAAAUUUCACAUUAGAAUGCAAGCUCAACAUUAUGAACUUGAUAUUACUAAUCAUGUUGAAUUAACUAACUUGUGCACAAUUUCGGAGUUAUGUCAAGGAUUAACAAAGACAGAAAAAUCUUUAACAUAUCCUUUGAUUGAUCGUUUGAUUCGCUUGGUAUUAACUCUCCCUGUUUCAAUUGCUAUAACUGAGAGAUCUUUUUCAGCUAUGAAUAUUGUGAAGAAUAGACUCAGAAACAAAAUGGAAGAUGAAUUACUUGCUAAUUGUCUUUUGAUUUACAUUGAGAAGAAGAUUGCUGAAAGAUUUGACACAGAUUUUAUUAUCGAUAAAUUUUAUGAUACGAAGAAUCAACGUGUACCACUUCGUUAG